Messenger RNA from Lepisosteus oculatus (spotted gar), 4345 nucleotides. The record is from RefSeq and is a predicted model, not a curated record. NCBI's taxonomy places the organism in Eukaryota, Metazoa, Chordata, Actinopteri, Semionotiformes, Lepisosteidae.
AACUGAAAGGAGCAAUUAACUGAAUGUGAUUUUAGAUAGAAUCGUACAUAGCGCGGAUGUACAUUUUUUACUGUAACACAUUUCCUUCUACUACUAAAUCAUAGAAUGUUCAAAUGUUAAACCAUCUGUUUCGUAUCAUCAACAUCUCAUAGAAUAAUGGGAUGUUGGUAUAAUAUAGAAUCAAAUUCAAAGCGGAUUUUUUCUUCCCUUUCGGUACACUUAAACACUCUUCAUCCAUAAUUUGACAUGUUCGUAGCCUGUAUUUCCCUGAAUAUGAGUCUUGCAGCCGAACAUGAACUAGAAAGAAAAACAACUUUAUUGAUGUUCAAAAAUGCCUAAGAAAUCACGCACUAAAACCCCAGUAGCUGCUUUUCUAGUUAGCACUGGGUGAUGUUGUUACAAGUUAAAAAUAACGAAUAGUAUAUAUCUUUAUUUCCUAAAACUGAUUUUGAGACAGUGGGUUUGACGUCAUCGUAAGAUUAGCUUUCAGAUCUUGCAAAGAAAAGUUUACCACGAUGUCAAAUUUCUUGGCCGUUCUGAAUGAUUUUGGGAUGCUUACUCAAAUAUUAAUUCCACGUUCCUGAAAAUAGCUGCGUAGUGCAGCUUCCAAGUGUUUUAUAACUGUAAAACAUGUCUGAUGAUAUAUGUGUUUGACUUACAUUCUAAAUCUAUUUAGCAUAAAGACAUGCAUUUUUAUUAGUGAUCAUUUGGUUUUUAAAACGUUUUCUAUAUUGUGUGUGUCACUGAUGAAAUGGCAGUGAGAGGGUUGAGUCAUCUUAGAACAUUUUUCACAUGAAGUCUUUGGGGUUCUUUUUCACAGUUAACAGAUUGUACUAUUGAAUUUGUCAUUGUGAUUUGUGGAAUCAUUAGUGCUUCAGAAUUUUGAAAAGCGGCUUUAGAAAAGUUAAGGCUUAGCUUUGUUGGAUUUACGUUUUUUUUACUUCUCAGGGGUGAACAGAUAUACUGUAUUUAAAGUCAAAUAAAGUUGUCAGUUGUGGUAGUGUUUUAAAUGUAAGGUGUUUUAAAUGUAAAUUUACCUAAUUAAGUGCUAACUGUCUAUGUAUACAAAUGUAAAAAAAAACAGGUUGGGCUUACACUAUGAGAAAAAAAAACUGCAGUGAAUUAUAAUUGUUUAUGACUUACGCGCCUAUGAGGAUUCAAGGUUUGGACACCUUGAAUUCUACUCUCUGAAAUGGUAAUUUAUUUCACAUAAAAUAGAAAGUUAAAUUUAACACACUGCACAGAAACCAAUGAAAAAUGUUUAAGGAGACUCCUCCGCACCUUGCUUUUCAUCUUGGAUGUAAAAAAAAAUUAUGUUGUAUCUAACUGUGGACUUGUCUGCAUUGUGAGAACUGCUUUGCUCUUCUGAUUGAUCUUACAGGAGACCCACUAGAAUUUCUUGUGAUUUCUUUUUCCACGGUGGGCAAAGUUUAGAGAAUGUGUGUGAGCUCCUGUACUGGUGUCUUGGAGGUGGUUAAAAUGACACUUCACUACUACCAGCUCUUCAGCAUCAGAGUGUUUUCAGUAGGAAGGAGGGGCGCAGGUUUCCUUGCACCUGGAUGGUUGAUGUUGAUUUUGACAUGAUGAUGACAUCUCCUGGGGGGGGAAGAUAGAAGCUUGGAGCCAAGAUAAGAAUGGAAGAUACAGCUUUUGCACUGGAUAAAAUGGGAAAGUCAAGACUUUUUCGAAUCUCCUUAAUUUUGGGCUCCCUCUUUAUGAUCCUGCUGAUCAUAAUAUAUUGGGAUGAUGUCGGAGCAACACAUUUUUAUCUUCACACUACCAUAUCUGGACUUCAGUCUUCACACCAUCUUGCUGAAAGUCAUUCCAUCCCCAAAGAAAAGACUGAUUUUGACAAAGAGACCUCCUUUUUAUCAGAUAUUGAUGCAUUUAUUAACCAGUUCUUGGAGGCCACCACCGAGCCCAGCAUGCAUUCAAGGGAGGACCAAAAAACAUCACUUGAAAUGUCUGGGAAGAUUACAGAGCAUGAGGAGGAAUAUGUUCCUCAGCGUGCAUGGAAAGUCCAUUUGGCUCCUAUUAGUUCCGAAAGAAAACAAAGACAGAACAUCAGGAAGCAGCUGCUUCAUGAUGUGUGCACAAACAACACCCUGGACUUCCCAGGGAAAAACAGAACUUUUGAUGAUAUUCCAAAUAAGGAGUUGGAUCAUUUGAUUGUUGACGACCGACAUGGAAUCAUCUACUGCUAUGUGCCCAAAGUGGCUUGCAGCAACUGGAAGCGCAUCAUGAUUGUGCUGACUGAGAGCCUUUUAAAUGACGGUGUCCCUUACCACAAUCCCCUUGACAUCCCACUAGAACAUGUUCACAAUAGCAGCCUCCAUUUCACUUUCAACAAGUUCUGGAAGCGCUAUGGCAAGUUUUCAAGGCACCUGAUGAAAAUCAAGCUGAAGAAAUACACUAAGUUUCUGUUUGUUAGAGACCCUUUUGUCAGGCUGAUCUCUGCUUACAGGAAUAAAUUUCUUCAAGAGAAUGAGGACUUCUACAAGAGAUUUGCUGUUGUUAUGUUAAAAAAGUAUUCCAAUUAUACAGACCCUCCUGCUUCAGUUGUUAAGGCCUUUGCAGCAGGAAUUCGACCCUCCUUUUCUAACUUUAUUCAGUAUUUAUUAGACCCUCAGACAGAACAAGAGAUGCCCUUCAAUGAGCAUUGGAGACAAGUAUAUAGGCUGUGUCAUCCCUGUCAAAUAAAUUACGACUUUGUGGGGAAGUUGGAAACCUUGGAAGAUGAUGCAGAGCAUUUGCUUCGCAUUCUCCGGGUUGAUAACAUUGUCCAGUUCCCACCAGGAUAUCGUAACCGAACUGCGAGCAGCUGGGAGGAGGAGUGGUUUGCCAGUAUUCCCUAUAAAUGGAGGAGGGAAUUGUACAGACUUUAUGAAGCAGACUUUACACUGUUUGGAUACUCAAAACCUGAAAAAAUAUUGCACGAAUAAGGGCUUUUAUGAAAAUGUGUUUUUAGAAAGACUUUUUUUUAUAACUUACCAGCUGUAUUUCUACUCUCACUUUACACCAUUUGUGAAGUCUGAACAUUCCUCUCUGGUGUAACUAUAAGGUAGCAUUAAAGAUGGAAUAGUUUUAUAUUCUAUAAGGUUCCUGGUACAUCCCUGCAUGCAUAAUCGUCAGCUAAUUCCCGUAGGUAACUUGAAAUUUAAAAAAGUAUUUUAAAACAAAAAAGGGACAUGGUAUUUAUAAAUUUAAUUUGGUAGGGCCAAAAAAGAGAUUGAGUGAUUGAAGCGGCACAACUGCUUUGUGAAAAAUGUGAGACUUACAUUUUUAUCUAAAUUAACAAGAUGUAAAUCUAAAGCAUAGACUGAAAUACUUGUGGGUGAUGUAUUUAGAAAAAAUCUACUUUUUCAGUCACCAAGCUAAAGGAAAUUAAUUAGCAUCUAAAUUCAUGUUAUAGCUUCAAUGUUUUUUUUCUGGAUUAACAAAUUAUAGCAGCUCUGAAUAAUUUAAAUACAUUGCUGAGCUGCAUACAGUAUAUUAUAGAUGAGCUGCAGUUGUGCAUGUUUAUGCAAAUUAAUGUUAACUAGUAAGAAGAGAGGUUCAUGAAACUUGAAAUAAAAGCAUUUGUUUUUUGAGUUGCCAGCAUUCUAUUGGUGCUUCAUUGGGACUCCACUACAUUGUAUGUUUUGUAUUCAGUGAGUUGAGCAAUACAGUUGUUCUAUUUUUAUAUUAGGGGAAUUGAAAUAUUUCAGACUGUAAAAUAUUUUAUUAAAAUAAGGUAUAAAAAUUGGGAUAUUUAUGCAUUUCAGAGAUUUAUAACAACGUUUUUGUUGAUUUCAUAACCCUGACUUUUCCUUGCUUUUCAUUUUCAGACACUUUGUUCUCAGAUAUUUUGUUUUACUUCUUAUGAUAUCUAAGUGCAUGUAGCACAGGAAGUAUUCCAGUGGAACUCCAGUUGUUUUUAUUUCUGUAACUCUUUAUUAAGCUUGAUUUUAAACAGACCCUUGUAGAAUUUAAUCUACAUCUAAUGUUUUAGUCCCCACUAUUUAUGGAUUUAAAUGUGAACUAGCAUAUAAAUCUAUUCAGGGUAAGAUAGGCUGGGUUUUAGUUGAAUAAUUUAAAGAAUCAGAGAAUUCUUCUUUACAUCAUGUACCUGGUUUUAUGGAGACUGUAAAGGUUAAGUAAAGACAGGCACAUACAGUAUCCCUCCUGCUCUUCUAUCUCAUGAGGCUAAACCCCUUGGAGUCUUGUUUUCUGUGUAACUUAACUGGAAUACCAUUUUUGAGAUAUGAUAACAUUUUUUAAGUGUUUAUUAUAUGCAUUAAAGUGUGACUUUAAUUCACUUGUGUUUUUUCACUGUGUGGCAUAUGCCAUUUGAUAUUUUGUCUUU